Messenger RNA from Talaromyces atroroseus, 196 nucleotides. RefSeq lists its product as hypothetical. The record is from RefSeq and is a predicted model, not a curated record. The transcript has 2 exons. The annotation marks the transcript as partial. Lineage: Eukaryota; Fungi; Ascomycota; Eurotiomycetes; Eurotiales; Trichocomaceae.
AUGUAUAAGCUGAACGAUAAUAUCAAGGCCAUUUGCAUGAUAGCACUGAUUAUGAUCAAGACGGUCGGAAUAUUCCUUCUCUGCGCCGUGUUUAUCGCCCAUCUUACUAUGAUGAUGAUGAUGAUGAUGAUAAUGCUUAUCUUGCUGGUUGACGCGCCAAUUGGAAGUGACAAGCUUCUGUCAAAUUCUUUGCUUG